CGUGAGAUGACUCGCCUACGCCGUGAACCAAUAGUAGCUAAACAACCAAAAUGGUCUGCUGCUGACCUGCUGUCUCUCUAAACCCUAAUGAUUUCCAUACAGCUCCUUUUUAUUCCUUCUUUCCUCCAUAGUCGUCCUUGCAGAUUUCUGUAAACCCUAGAGGAAUUCUGUCACCACUUCCUUCACAAUCCUUCUACGAUUUCCAAAAUCGUUAUCCUUCUGAUUCAAAAGACACUGACAUGGAUCUUCCAAGUCUAGCUGUUGUUCUACAAGCAGCACUUAGUCCCAAUCCUGCUGAAAGAAAAGCCGCUGAAGAGAGCCUCAAUAAGUAUCAGUAUACUCCUCAGCAUUUGGUGAGGCUGCUGCAGAUAAUAGUAGAUGGAACUUGUGAUUUGGCAGUGAGGCAGGUUGCAAGCAUUCAUUUUAAGAACUUCAUAGCAGAAAACUGGUCACCUCAUGAUCCAGAUGAACAAUCCAAGAUUUUGCCAAGUGAUAAGGAUUUGGUGAGGCAGAACAUCCUUGUUUUUGUAGAACAAGUCCCUACAUUGUUGAGGGCACAGUUGGGAGAGUGUCUCAAGACAAUCAUACAUGCUGAUUAUCCUGAACAAUGGCCAGGUCUUUUGCAUUGGGUGACACUUAAUUUGCAAGGGCAGCAAGUUUUUGGAGCUCUAUUUGUGCUAAGAAUUCUUUCUAGAAAAUACGAGUUCAAGUCAGAUGAAGAGAGGACACCUGUUCAUCAUGUCGUUGAGGAGACAUUUCCUCAUCUGCUCAAUAUCUUUAGCAGGCUUGUACAGAUAGGAAAUCCAUCAAUAGAAGUAGCAGAUUUGAUUAAGCUCAUUUGCAAAAUAUAUUGGUCUUCCAUUUAUCUGGAGAUUCCAAAGAAAUUGUUUGAUCCAAAUGUGUUCAAUGCUUGGAUGAUUCUUUUCUUGAAUAUAUUGGAGAGACCUGUUCCAUUAGAGGGUCAACCUGCUGAUCCAGACCUUCGUAAGUCAUGGGGAUGGUGGAAGGUAAAGAAGUGGACUGUUCAUAUAUUAAAUCGCCUCUAUACUCGGUUUGGGGAUUUGAAAUUGCAAAACCCAGAAAACAAAGCUUUUGCACAACACUUUCAGAAAAACUAUGCUGGGAAAAUAUUGGAAUGUCAUUUGAACUUGUUGAAUGCAGUUCGUGUUGGUGCUUAUUUACCUGAUAGAGUUACCAAUCUUAUCUUGCAAUAUUUGAGCAAUAGUAUUUCCAAGGCUGCUACAUACAAUCUGCUCCAAGCAAGACUUGAUGUGGUUCUUUUUGAGAUAAUCUUUCCACUUAUGUGCUUCAAUGACAAUGAUCAAAAACUCUGGGAAGAAGAUCCACAUGAGUAUGUCAGAAAGGGUUAUGAUAUCAUUGAAGAUCUAUACAGUCCCAGGACUGCAGCAAUGGACUUUGUGAGCGAGUUAGUUAGAAAACGUGGAAAAGAAAACCUUCAAAAAUUUAUAUUAUUCAUUGUGGAGAUUUUUAAAAGAUAUGAAGAGGCACCAGUUGAGAUUAAGCCUUAUAGACAAAAAGAUGGUGCACUUCUUGCUAUUGGAACACUCUGUGAUAAAUUAAAACAAACUGAACCUUAUAAAUCUGAGCUCGAACACAUGUUAGUUCAACAUGUUUUCCCUGAGUUCAGUAGUCCAGUGGGCCAUAUUAGAGCAAAGGCUGCAUGGGUUGCUGGACAAUAUGCCCAUAUUAAUUUCUCAGACCCGAAUAAUUUCCGCAAAGCACUACAAAGUGUUGUUGCUGGGAUGCGGGACCCAGAGCUUCCAGUUCGAGUUGAUUCUGUUUUUGCUUUGCGUUCUUUUGUUGAAGCCUGCAAAGAUCUUGGUGAAAUCCGGCCAAUUCUUCCACAGCUACUUGAUGAGUUUUUUAAGCUUAUGAAUGAAGUUGAAAACGAGGAUCUGGUGUUUACCCUGGAGACUAUUGUUGACAAGUUUGGUGAAGAAAUGGCACCUUAUGCUGUUGGCUUAUGCCAGAACCUUGCUGCUGCAUUUUGGAAAUGUAUGAACACAGCUGAAGCAGAUGAUGAAGCUGAUGAUCCAGGUGCAUUAGCAGCCGUUGGAUGUCUUCGUGCAAUCAGCACCAUUCUUGAAUCAGUCAGCAGACUCCCUCAUCUCUUUGCUCAUGUUGAGCCAACUCUUCUUCCUAUCAUGCGUCGCAUGCUCACAACUGAUGGACAAGAGGUUUUCGAAGAAGUUUUGGAAAUCGUAUCCUACAUGACCUUUUUCUCACCAACAAUCUCAAUGGAUAUGUGGAGUCUUUGGCCUUUACUAAUGGAAGCUCUUGCUGAAUGGGCUAUUGACUUUUUCCCAAAUAUUCUUGUUCCCUUGGAUAACUACAUAUCCAGAAGUACAGUCCACUAUCUCACAUGCAAGGACCCAGACUACCAACAAAGUUUGUGGGUUAUGCUUUCCAACGUAAUGAAUGACAAAAACUUGGAAGACAAUGACAUUGAACCUGCCCCUAAGCUUAUAGCUGUAGUGCUACAGAACUGCAGGGGACAGGUGGACCAUUGGGUUCAGCCUUAUAUUAAUAUCACAGUUGAACGCUUGCGAAGAGCUGAAAGACCUUACUUGAAAUGCCUUCUCAUGCAAGUUAUUGCUGAUGCUUUAUAUUACAAUCCAUGUUUAACACUCAAUAUAUUGCAUAAGCUUGGUGCUACUGAAAUCUUUAACCUUUGGUUUCAAAUGUUACAACAAACUAAAAAGAACGGUGUCCGGGUUAAUUUCAAAAGGGAAAAUGAUAAGAAAAUUUGCUGUUUGGGGUUGACAUCUAUGCUUUCACUUCCUUCCGAUCAGUUGCCAGGAGAAGCCUUGGAACGUGUUUUUAAGGCAACACUUGAUCUCCUUGUUGCAUACAAAGAUCAACUUGCAGAAGCAGAGAAGGAAGAGGCUGAGGAGGAUGACGAUGACAUGAACGAUGGUUUACAAAGUGAUGACGAGGCAGAUGGGUCCGACAGAGAGAUGGGAUUCGAUGACGAGGAUGGUGACGAGGCAGAUAGUUUAAGACUUCAAAAACUAGCUGCACAGGCCAAGGCAUUCCGGUCAACCGAUGACUACGAUGACGACUCAGAUGAUGACUUCAGCGAUGAUGAGGACCUACAGUCGCCUAUUGAUGACGUGGACCCCUUUGUUUACUUUGUGGAUACCAUGAAAGUUUUGCAAGUAUCAGAUCCAACGAGGUUUCAGAACUUGUCACAGACGCUUGACUUCCAUUAUCAAGCACUGGCAAAUGGAGUUGCUCAGCAUGCUGAUCAGAGAAGAAUAGCGAUUGAGAAGGAAAAGCUUGAGAAGGCCACGUCAGCAGCAGCAUCAGCCUCAUGAUGUGUUUGUGUUAUAUAAUAUAAUAUAUAUUGGUGUUGAAAUUUUGGUGUUUGGAACUGGCGGUCAAUGGUGGUGAGUGGCGGUCAAUGGUGAGUACUCAAAAAGAGUAAAUUUUUUUUUUUUUUUUUUUUUUUGAUGAGGUGGUGUGUUUGUAGUAGAGGUGAUGAUGGAUUAAUUACCUCCUAUGGAUAUGGAUGUAUAUCUUGGUUUUACGUUAUUGAAUGGUGUU
This is a messenger RNA of Lactuca saligna, 3567 nucleotides long. Lineage: Eukaryota; Viridiplantae; Streptophyta; Magnoliopsida; Asterales; Asteraceae. The record is from the annotation of a GenBank genome assembly.